This is a messenger RNA of Westerdykella ornata, 798 nucleotides long. RefSeq lists its product as uncharacterized. Gene Ontology annotation, molecular function: NADH dehydrogenase activity. NCBI's taxonomy places the organism in Eukaryota, Fungi, Ascomycota, Dothideomycetes, Pleosporales, Sporormiaceae. The record is from RefSeq and is a predicted model, not a curated record. The transcript is spliced from 3 exons. The coding region runs from base 1 to 798 and encodes 265 amino acids.
AUGGCCUCCAAGCUGACCCCAUUUCUCUCCAGAGGCGCACCGAGGGCUCUGCGCCAGCUCCAGCGGACCCAAUGGCGGUCCCUGAGCGCCACAGCGCAGCGGCGGAGCGACACCCUCUUCGUCCAUCGUAAUACCGAUGUCAAUAACCCCUCGAUACCCUUCAAGUUCAACGCGCAGAACGAGAAGCUCAUCGAAGAGAUCCUCACCCGCUACCCGCCCCAGUACAAGAAGGCCGCCGUGAUGCCGCUCCUGGACCUUGGACAACGCCAACACGGUUUUACGAGCAUCAGCGUCAUGAAUGAGGUGGCUCGGAUACUCGAAAUGCCACCAAUGCGUGUGUACGAGGUGGCUACCUUCUAUACCAUGUACAACCGGGAUCCGGUCGGACGCUUCCACGUCCAGGUAUGCACAACGACUCCAUGCAUGCUGUGCGAUAGCGACUCGGUAUGGAAAGCCUGCGUGGAUUUCCUGGGCAUCCAAAACGGAGAGAUGACCAAAGAUGGACUGUUCACCCUCACCGAGGUCGAGUGCCUGGGCGCCUGUGCAAAUGCUCCCAUGGUGCAGAUAAAUGACGACUAUUACGAGGAUCUCACAUACGACCGCACCAUCAACCUUCUUAAGGCCCUCAAGCACUCCGCGGAGGCCACAGGCAUGAAGCCAGCAGAGCAAGGUGGCAUCGAAGUGCCGAGACCUGGGCCUUUGAGCGGACGAAAGAGCUGCGAGCCAGCCGGCGGGUUGACAUCUCUAACGAGCGAACCUUGGGGUAACGAAAUGUUGCGGAAGGAUGGGGAGCUAUAG